GCGCAGCGGUAUUCUGGGUCAGCCAGACGCGUUCGAUCAGGUGCGUGACGCGCUCGUCUGAAUGAACGCGCCCCCGCCUGCGCGCGCGCAGACUCCCAGUCUCCGUGAGAUGCCCGUUAGAUUCGGUGCGGCAGUGCAGUACCGCCGCUCAUGCGCGGAUUUCCCGCUCGUCUCCACGCGCACACACACGGAUCCGUGAACCGGAGAGUCGCGCGCGGACCGCGGACGGUCAUGCCGUGAUGGUGUCACGCGCACGGACGCGUCAGCCGUGUUUGUGAAGCCGGGGAUGAUGAUGAUGAUGAGGAUGAUGAUGAUGAUGAUGGGGGUGGUGGUGAGGAGCGGAGCUGUCCUCCGGUUACCGGGGCUCGUGAUCAGACUGACGGCGCUGAUGUUCGUCGCCGGUUCGAGCGGGAUGCCGCACGUGCUCAGAUUCGGUGGGAUUUUUGAGUCGAUAGAGAGCGGCCCGUCCGGACCAGAGGAGCUGGCCUUUAAAUUUGCACUGAACACCAUCAACAGGAACCGAACGCUUCUGCCUAACACCACGCUCACCUACGACAUCCAGAGAAUCAACGUCUUCGACAGCUUCGAGGCCUCCAGGAAAGCCUGCGAGCAGCUCUCCCUGGGCGUGGCAGCGAUCUUCGGCCCCUCCCACAGCUCAUCAGCCAAUGCGGUGCAGUCAAUCUCGAACGCUCUGGGUGUGCCUCACAUACAGACGCGCUGGAAGCACCAGGUGUCUGAUAACAGAGACUCAUAUUACGUCAGUCUGUAUCCGGACUUCUCUUCGCUCAGCCGGGCCAUACUGGACCUCGUGCACUUCUUCAGGUGGAGGAUGGUGACGGUGGUGUAUGACGACAGCACCGGCCUCAUCCGCCUGCAGGAGCUCAUUAAAGCUCCGUCCAGAUACAACAUCCGCCUGAAGGAUGAGAUGCUAGAGGUCGACGCCGAGGAUGAGGAUGCUAUGCUUAAAGUGAUCAAAGAGAUGAAAAAAGCUAAGGAGUUCCACGUCAUCUUCGACUGCAGUCACGAGAUGGCCGGCUGGAUCCUCAAACAGGCUCUUUCAAUGGGAAUGGUGACGGAAUACUAUCAUUACAUCUUUACAACUCUGGACCUGUUUGCUCUGGAUAUGGAGCCGUAUCGCUUCAGCGGAGUGAACAUGACCGGUUUCCGCAUCUUGAACACGGAGAGUCCGCAGGUGUCCUCCAUCAUCGAGAAAUGGUCAAUGGAGCGACUGCAGGCGCCGCCCAAACCAGACUCGGGCCUGCUGGACGGAUUCAUGACGACGGACGCGGCGCUGAUGUACGACGCGGUUCACGUGGUAGCGGUGUCCAUCCAGCAGUCGCCGCAGAUCACCGUCAGCUCGCUGCAGUGCAACCGACACAAACCCUGGCGCUUCGGAGGACGAUUCAUCAGCCUCAUUAAAGAGGCAUCAUGGGACGGACUGACGGGUCGAAUCCUCUUCAACAAAACCAACGGACUGAGGACAGACUUUGACCUGGACGUGAUCAGUCUCAAAGAGAACGGACUCGAGAAGAUCGGGACGUGGGAUCCUCCGCGGGGACUCAACAUGAGCGAGAAUCACAAGAGUAAAAUCACCAACAUCACAGACUCACUGUCCAACAAAUCACUGCGUGUGUCUACAAUACUGGAGGAGCCGUACGUCAUGUUUAAGAAGUCGGAUAAACCUCUGUACGGGAACGACCGCUUCGAGGGAUUCUGCGUGGAUCUGCUGCGGGAGCUUUCGGUAAUCCUGGGCUUCCGUUACGAGAUCCGGUUAGUGGAGGACGGCAGAUACGGAGCGUUUGAGGAGAGCACGGGGCAGUGGAGCGGCAUGGUGCGCGAGCUCAUGGACCACAAAGCAGACCUGGCUGUGGCUCCGCUGACCAUCACGUACGUGCGAGAGAAGGUGAUUGACUUCUCCAAACCCUUCAUGACCCUGGGCAUCAGCAUCCUGUACCGCAAACCCAACGGCACCAACCCCGGCGUCUUCUCCUUCCUCAACCCUUUGUCCCCUGACAUCUGGAUGUAUAUUCUGCUGGCUUGCUUGGGUGUCAGUUGUGUGCUGUUUGUCAUAGCCAGGUUCAGUCCGUACGAGUGGUAUAACCCUCACCCCUGUAACCCCGACUCAGACGUGGUGGAGAACAACUUCACGCUGCUGAACAGCUUCUGGUUCGGUGUCGGCGCUCUCAUGCGGCAAGGGUCGGAGCUGAUGCCGAAGGCUCUGUCCACUAGGAUUGUGGGAGGAAUCUGGUGGUUCUUCACCCUCAUCAUCAUCUCGUCGUACACCGCAAACCUGGCCGCCUUCCUGACGGUGGAGCGCAUGGAGUCACCCAUCGACUCGGCCGACGAUCUGGCCAAACAAACUAAGAUCCUGUACGGCGUGGUGGAGGACGGCGCCACCAUGACCUUCUUUAAGAAAACCAAGAUCUCGACGUAUGAUAAGAUGUGGGAGUUCAUGAACAGCCGGCGUCAGUCUGUGAUAGUGAAGAGCGUGGAGGAGGGCAUCCAUCGCGUGCUGACGUCUGACUACGCUUUUCUGAUGGAGUCCACCACCAUCGAGUUUGUCACGCAGCGCAACUGUAACCUGACGCAGAUCGGCGGCCUGAUCGACUCCAAGGCGUACGGCGUGGGGACACCCAUGGGCUCGCCGUAUCGGGACAAGAUCACCAUCGCCAUCCUGCAGCUGCAGGAGGAGGGCAAGCUGCACAUGAUGAAGGAGAAGUGGUGGAGAGGGAACGGCUGUCCGGAGGAGGAGAGUAAGGAGGCCAGCGCUCUCGGAGUGCAGAACAUCGGCGGCAUCUUCAUCGUCCUCGCCGCCGGUCUGGUGCUCUCCGUGUUCGUGGCAGUCGGCGAGGUGCUGUACAAAUCCAAACAGAACGCGCAGAUCGAGAAGCGCUCGUUCUGCAGCGUGAUGCUGGAGGAGCUCAGGGUGUCUCUGAAAUGCCAGCGGCGGCGGAAACAGAAACCCCAGCCGCCCGCCAUCGUCAAAACAGAGGAGGUGAUUAACAUGCAUACCUUUAACGACAGGAGGCUCCCGGGGAAAGAGACCAUGGCGUGACGCCGGGACGCCUCUCCUGUGACUCUCGUCCAAAAAGACGGACACGAAGAUGUUUCCUGUGGAAAUCCGGAUUCGUGAGCGAUUCAGAACCGCAUCCCUCACAGAGCAGCAUUCGACGAUUCGAUGUCUUCUCAUUUUACGUUGCUUUUCUCAGUUUUCUCUGUGAAACUAGGUCAAUGUUUUAAACCGAUCAGUUAUUCUCAUAUGAUUCAUUUAUUGCUGCCUUCAAGAGCGCCUGAUAAACACACGUUUUGUUUUUCUCAUAUUCUUCAAUAAAGAGUCCUGAGUCAUGAAAAUGCAUUUAUAAUUGGGGGAAAAAAAUCUAAUUUCAUGAGUUUUUUAUCUCAUCCCAUAUUCUCAAUACAAUAUAAAACUAAUUCCAUUUAUUAAGAAGUGAUGUCUCGGUUUACAAUUUCUGAACAUUCUGGGAACGUUAGUUUUUGGUUAUGAAAUCUAAUAAUAACCAUUAGAAUAUGUUCUUUAUUAGUUUGUUAAACAAAUACCUCACUGAGAACAUUUGUGUUGGACUAAAUAUAGGACCCUAUGAUUUCCUGAUGAAUAUUAAACUGCAAAAAUAUUAUUUAAAUAUAAAUCCUCAUGGCAACCCUUCAAAAUAAAAGUUUGGUUUAACUUGAAGAAAUUGUGACAGAAAUAUAGGCCUAUUACUGUUGUGCAGUAGAAUGCACGUACUACUAAAAAUACAAUUAUUAAAACUUUGUUUUUUUUUAUGGAAUAAUCACAAUAUUUCUUCCAUGUUUUAAUUUGAAUAUUAAACCUCCUUUGUGAUUCCCCCCAACAUAGAGUUUAACUUUCAUUUGAUUUAAAAGAUAAAUUAAUGUUUUUGUCUUUAAAAAUACACAACACAGAACUUCUGAGAAAAAAAAAACUUUUCAUAGAGCGAUUGUAAAAAUAAAUGUUAAUUAAGUUGUUUUUAUGCAUUCAAAUAAUUAGAAAUACUUAAAUUUGGUAACAAUAAAACAGAUAACAUAUUUCAUAUUUCAAUUUCUGUUUAACUAAACUGAUGUUAAAUUGCAUGUUUGCAAUUUUAUCCUUUUUGAUUAUUAGAAUUUAAUUCAGCCAUUAAAAAGGAGUCCAGAAAAAAUAAUAUUGAAAAAAAAAAAAAAAAAACAGAAUCCAGAAAAAUUUUAAUGGAAAAAAUGGAAUUUUAGAAAAAAAUUAAACUGAAUGUCAGAUAAACAGAACAAAAAUAAACACCGAAACGGUAACCUGUAUAAAUCUUAUGACUACAUCUAUAGGUAAGGUAAUGCUAUAUGCUAGCAAAAACCUCCCUGCAACGUUCUGAGAACGUUUGUGCCACAAACUAGAAUCUUAAGAGAACGUAACCAAAAAAUAACAACUUUCAGUUCCCAGAGUGUUGGUUUUUAUUACCAAAAACUACUUUAAAGAAUGUUCUGUUUAAGUUCUUAGUUUGGUCACACAAAAACUUCAAAAA
Molecule: messenger RNA, 4508 nt
Organism: Cyprinus carpio (common carp)
Lineage: Eukaryota; Metazoa; Chordata; Actinopteri; Cypriniformes; Cyprinidae
Product: glutamate receptor ionotropic, kainate 2
Biological process (GO): monoatomic ion transport; synaptic transmission, glutamatergic; modulation of chemical synaptic transmission
Cellular component (GO): postsynaptic membrane; plasma membrane; kainate selective glutamate receptor complex
Molecular function (GO): kainate selective glutamate receptor activity; transmitter-gated monoatomic ion channel activity involved in regulation of postsynaptic membrane potential
Source: RefSeq, a predicted model, not a curated record